Molecule: messenger RNA, 3161 nt
Organism: Oncorhynchus keta (chum salmon)
Lineage: Eukaryota; Metazoa; Chordata; Actinopteri; Salmoniformes; Salmonidae
Exons: 3
Coding region: 121-2412 (763 amino acids)
Source: RefSeq, a predicted model, not a curated record
UUAGAGAGAGAGAGAGGUCCAGACACAAAUCACUGUUGUUGUGAUUGAAGAAAAUAAAGCAUUAAAAUAAUACCCUUUUUAAUUUAUUUGUUUUUAAAAUCUCAAGAAGGAAGAUAGAAAAUGAAUGAAAACUGUUGGUUCACUGACAGAGGUGUUUACUACAUCAGGUAUGGUUGUGUCUACUACAUCAGGUAUGGUUGGUUCACUGGCAGAGGUGUCUACUACAUCAGGUAUGGUUGUGCCUACUACAUCAGGUAUAUUUGGUUCACUGACAGAGGUGUCUACUACAUCAGGUAUGGUUGGUUCACUGACAGAGGUGUUUACUACAUCAGGUAUGGUUGGUUCACUGGCAGAGGUGUCUACUACAUCAGGUAUGGUUGGUUCACUGACAGAGGUGUUUACUACAUCAGGUAUGGCUGUGUCUACUACAUCAGGUAUAUUUGGUUCACUGACAGAGGUGUCUACUACAUCAGGUAUGGUUGGUUCACUGACAGAGGUGUUUACUACAUCAGGUAUGGUUGGUUCACUGGCAGAGGUGUCUACUACAUCAGGUAUGGUUGGUUCACUGACAGAGGUGUUUACUACAUCAGGUAUGGUUGUGUCUACUACAUCAGGUAUAUUUGGUUCACUGACAGAGGUGUCUACUACAUCAGGUAUGGUUGGUUCACUGGCAGAGGUGUCUACUACAUCAGGUAUGGUUGUGUCUACUACAUCAGGUAUGGUUGGUUCACUGGCAGAGGUGUCUACUACAUCAGGUAUGGUUGUGUCUACUACAUCAGGUAUGGUUGGUUCACUGACAGAGGUGUUUACUACAUCAGGUAUGGUUGGUUCACUGACAGAGGUGUCUACUACAUCAGGUAUGGUUGGUUCACUGACAGAGGUGUCUACUACAUCAGGUAUGGUUGGUUCACUGACAGAGGUGUUUACUACAUCAGGUAUGGUUGUGUCUACUACAUCAGGUAUGGUUGGUUCACUUACAGAGGUGUCUACUACAUCAGGUAUGGUUGGUUCACUGACAGAGGUGUCUACUAUAUCAGGUAUGGUUGUGUCUACUACAUCAGGUAUGGUUGGUUCACUGACAGAGGUGUCUACUACAUCAGGUAUGGUUGGUUCACUGGCAGAGGUGUCUACUACAUCAGGUAUGGUUGGUUCACUGGCAGAGGUGUCUACUACAUCAGGUAUGGUUGUGUCUACUACAUCAGGUAUGGUUGGUUCACUUACAGAGGUGUCUACUACAUCAGGUAUGGUUGGUUCACUGACAGAGGUGUCUACUAUAUCAGGUAUGGUUGUGUCUACUACAUCAGGUAUGGUUGGUUCACUGACAGAGGUGUCUACUACAUCAGGUAUGGUUGGUUCACUGGCAGAGGUGUCUACUACAUCAGGUAUGGUUGGUUCACUGGCAGAGGUGUUUACUACAUCAGGUAUGGUUGGUUCACUGGCAGAGGUGUCUACUACAUCAGGUAUGGUUGGUUCACUGACAGAGGUGUUUACUACAUCAGGUAUGGUUGGUUCACUGACAGAGGUGUCUACUACAUCAGGUAUGGUUGGUUCACUGACAGAGGUGUCUACUACAUCAGGUAUGGUUGGUUCACUGACAGAGGUGUUUACUACAUCAGGUAUGGUUGGUUCACUGACAGAGGUGUUUACUACAUCAGGCAUGGUUGGUUCACUGACAGAGGUGUUUACUACAUCAGGUAUGGUUGGUUCACUGACAGAGGUGUCUACUACAUCAGGUAUGGUUGGUUCACUGACAGAGGUGUCUACUACAUCAGGUAUGGUUGGUUCACUGACAGAGGUGUCUACUACAUCAGGUAUGGUUGGUUCACUGACAGAGGUGUCUACUACAUCAGGUAUGGUUGGUUCACUGACAGAGGUGUUUACUACAUCAGGUAUGGUUGGUUCACUGACAGAGGUGUUUACUACAUCAGGUAUGGUUGGUUCACUGACAGAGGUGUUUACUACAUCAGGUAUGGUUGGUUCACUGACAGAGGUGUUUACUACAUCAGGUAUGGUUGGUUCACUGACAGAGGUGUCUACUACAUCAGGUAUGGUUGGUUCACUGACAGAGGUGUCUACUACAUCAGGUAUGGUUGGUUCACUGACAGAGGUGUCUACUACAUCAGGUAUGGUUGGUUCACUGACAGAGGUGUCUACUACAUCAGGUAUGGUUGGUUCACUGACAGAGGUGUUUACUACAUCAGGUAUGGUUGGUUCACUGACAGAGGUGUUUACUACAUCAGGUAUGGUUGGUUCACUGACAGAGGUGUUUACUACAUCAGGUAUGGUUGGUUCACUGACAGAGGUGUUUACUACAUCAGGUAUGGUUGGUUCACUGACAGAGGUGUUUACUACAUCAGGUAUGGUUGGUUCACUGACAGAGGUGUUUACUACAUCAGGUAUGGUCAGGAAUGAUCGAAGCAAAAACAUUGACUAGUAUCCAGCUGUCAGAGCGACUAAUAUUGAUAGUAAUGCGGUAGAUUGGACUGUGUUCUCACAAUAUACAAUAACUGGAGAUAUGACUAGUGUUGGAUUUACUGAGAUUAGACUUGGAGAGCCAUCAUCAUCAUCAUCAUCAACGACAACGUGAAGAUGGAGAGAUCUGCUUGAAUGGUUCAUCUACUCCUACCAGAAGAGGAUCUACUGAGAUGAGACUUGGAGAGCCAUCAUCAUCAUUAUCAUCAACGACAACGUGAAGAUAGAGAGAUCUGUGUCAACUGUCUGACUGACAGCUCAGCUAACAGCCCAUUUAGAUCAGGCAGUUUGGACACGUUUCCCGAGGUGAGAGUCUCCAGUCACCACGUUUUACACAAUGUAUAUAUAUAUAUAAUAUAAUAGCAGCUAGCAGAUCCACUCAGACACUGACGACUCAACCAUGUGGUGUGGACGAGGAGGAGUUCAUUCAGGUCAUUCAGGUCAGUCAGGGUCAUGGAGGGGUGACUUUUGGUUUAGAGAGAAAACACAGAUUUGAUGUCAAAUGGAGGAAGGAGAAAGUCGUCUGGUGGUUGAUUCCUGACCACAUCUGGAGUCUGAGUGAGUGAACACCUCUGUACUGUGAGAUGAGGGCGAACAGUAACAUCUGGAGUCUGAGUGAGUCAACACCUCUGUACUGUGAGAUGAGGACGAACACUAACAUCUGGAGUCUGAGUGAACACCUCUGUACU